This is a messenger RNA of Eupeodes corollae, 1062 nucleotides long. RefSeq names its product tigger transposable element-derived protein 4-like. Bases 1 to 1062 code for a protein of 353 amino acids. Lineage: Eukaryota; Metazoa; Arthropoda; Insecta; Diptera; Syrphidae. Gene Ontology annotation, cellular component: nucleus. The record is from RefSeq and is a predicted model, not a curated record. Gene Ontology annotation, molecular function: DNA binding. The transcript has 3 exons.
AUGGUUCAAAGCCCAAAGAAGCUUGAAUACUCCACUAAGCGGACCAAUUCUACAAACAUAGGCAAAAGGCUUUGCAAAAAGGUUGGGCAAAAAAACUUCACCUGCUCUACAGCUUGGAUUCAACGAUUUCAACUAAGACAUAACAUAGUUAGUGCAAGGGUAAGUGGUGAAUGUGGUAGUGUUUCUGCAGGAGUUGUGGAUGAUUGGCCAAAGGAACGAGAGGGUUAUACAGAUAAUCAAAUAUUCAACAUUGACGAAACACGUUUAUUCUACAAAAUGACACCUAAUAGAACAUUGAAAUUCAAGGGCGAAAAAUGCGUUGGAGGUAAAAUGUCAAAGGAACGAAUAACGGUUUUAGUAGGAGGUAAUAUGACCGGAACUGUUCAACACAAGUUGUUGGUUAUUGGAAAAGCAAAAAACACGUGGUGCUUUAAAAAUAUCAAGAAACUUCCAUCAUUAUAUGAGUCCAAUAAACGAGCCUGGAUGACAUCAGGGAUAUUCGAAAAAGAUUUAAGGAAUUGGGAUAGACAGUUGGGAAAACAAAAGGAAACAAUUCUGUUGUUAGUAGACAAUUGUCCCCAACAUCCAAAUAUUGAUGGUCUUACUUCUAUGAAGCUUGUAUUUUUGCCACCUAAUACUACAUCUGUGCUACAACCAAUGGAUCAGGGUACAAUCAGAUCACUUAAAGAACACUACAGAAAGGUUCAAGUACUAAACAUCAUUCGUAACAUCGAGAUCGAGAAACAAGAUGGAUCACAUGUAAUGAAUUUCGUUAAUGUGAACAACAACAUUGUGACUGCCGAGUUUAUAACCGACGAACAAAUUAUUGAUUCUGUUCAAAAUGAAAAUGUAGACAGUGAUAAAAAUGAAGAAGAAAUUGAAAUUCAAAUUCAAGGGAAAAUUGAAGAUGCACUUCAGGCUGCCAAUACCUUGAAAUCGUUUGUUUCGUUGACUGAUAGUUUUGACCGAGGUUAUGAAGAAUUUUCGACCAAAAUAGAGAUGAAAAUAGAAGAAGUGUUCGUAAAAAAAUGUCGACAGCAAAAAAUCGCAGAUUUCUUGUAA